AGUGCAAAAAUGCAACAACGAUCCGAUGGAGCGCCUACAUCAUCAACAAGCCGGCAUUGCGUUGGUCCACUCACGUCGACACCGCUUGUUUCGAAUACUUUAAAACGAACAUGGCAUGAGAUGGCGAAAAUAUCAACUUUUUCACCGAUAGAACCGAAGCGUACGAGAGAUGAAGAUGGUGCAGUUAACGAGGCAAUGAUUCAGUCAUCGGAAAACAUAUCGGCAUAUCAGGAAUAUCAUAUGAACACAUCACCAGUAUGUAAUGUAUCGAUGGGUGUUCAAAGCACAAGCAAUACGACAUUAGAUGGACAUCAGCAACCACUUCAGACCGCUGUACCGUCUUAUUUCAAUACCCAAAAUGCCUUUGGUGCUUAUUAUGGCUCGAACGCAAGCGAUGUUCAUCAGGUAUUAAGUUAUAAUUUCGAUCAAACAACUGUACACUUUAAUCUUUCCCAGAUUCGAUUUUUACCAAAUGCCGAGCAACCGCCUACACAAAGCUGUGCUGAAGCGGACAGUGGAAAUUACAGCGAUGAUCAAGAAGAAGAUGAGGAUGGAGUAAACAAAGGUGGUUGGAAGUUAUUUUUUCAUUCGAACGAACCGUCAACUGAUAGUGGUGCACCAACUGAAAACAGCAAUGGCAUAGCGUCGAGUAGUUGUUCGUCUCUCGACGAGACAUUUUGUACAGUUCCGGGUCGAACAAGUUUGCUGAGCUCACAACCAAAAUACAAGGUUUCUGUAGCUGAAUUACAACGUCGAAUCUCGUAUCCGGAAUGCCUUAAUGCCUCACUCAUCGGUGGCAUUUUAAGAAGAGCAAAAACGAAAGAAGGUGCAAAUGCACUUCGCAGUCAACUGAUGAAAAACGGUGUUUCGUUGCCGCCAGGACGUCGUCGAGGCGCCAACAUAACCGCAUUUACAUCAUUUGUUGAGGAGGAAGCCGAGCAUUUGGGAAGGGAUUUUGCACAACUUUGUAAUGAGUCAUUCCCGUCUCAACAACUUGGCGAAUUGCUGACACGUCGCACACCACCUGAGCACGCCUUACAGCGGUCAAGAAUGAUUCGUGAUGCCUUAGCAGUUUUACAAGGAUUGCAUGAGGUAUUGCUUACGGAUAAUAGUCCUACAAUAUCACAUCCACAGUCACAAUCAAAUACAGUUCUUGAUCAGCCAACACAAGCUCAACUCACGAAGUUCUCGUUGUUAACCCAUGGCUUUGGAACACCGACUAUCGUGAACGUUCUCCGAACGAUAGUACACACACUCCGCUAUCAUGUUGCUUCCAUUGAAGCUUUCUACAACUUCGAUGAUGCGACCGAGCAGCACUUCAUGGGUUAUCCACCGCCAUUGACCCUUCAGUUUUUCUCUUCGCAACCUCCACAGUUUAAUCAGUGA
Messenger RNA from Anisakis simplex (herring worm), 1386 nucleotides. The record is from the annotation of a GenBank genome assembly. NCBI's taxonomy places the organism in Eukaryota, Metazoa, Nematoda, Chromadorea, Rhabditida, Anisakidae.